This is a messenger RNA of Cetraspora pellucida, 237 nucleotides long. Lineage: Eukaryota; Fungi; Glomeromycota; Glomeromycetes; Diversisporales; Gigasporaceae. The record is from the annotation of a GenBank genome assembly.
AAGAAAACUGGAAUUUUGCUAUCAGUUUCUUAUGAAAAGAUAGAUGCUGCUAUUAGUAUUCAAGAUGUGUUAUUAGGUCAGCAAGAACAAGAUAUUGAUAUGUUGAUAGUAGAUUUGACCUCUCAAGAUCUGGAUCCAGAAAUUGAGCAUCAAUUAAAUAUAUAUUUAGAUCUCAACAAUUUGCCUAUUUUAAUUGAAGAAAAGCUUGAAGAUUCUGAAAUUAUCAAAAUUGUUUGA